GUCAGAUCUUCACUUUGCCGCUUCGCAGACAAACUUUUCUUCCGAUUAUCUAUCAUUUCACGAAGUACUCGGGUGUCAUCAGCAAUACAAGUAGAGGUAUUUGUAUUUAAUGAAGAUGAUCACUGAAGGUUCCUCGCUAAUUUAGUCCAUUCUCCUUCCUGUUGUAUUUUUUUUUCGAAGAAAUAAUACAUUUCACAAGCUACGUUCCUGCAUUACUUCCCUCAAACGAAAAAUGUUUCGUGUGAGCCUGCCUCUUUCGUUCGGGGCAUGGUUGGGUUAUGGCAAAAAGAUCCAUGCUGCCAACGUUAGACGAAGUGCACCUAAGCGCAUGAUACGCGUGGGCGAAACCAUGUAUCGGGUCCAGAACUACAAACUGGCCUUUCAAAGGUUCUUUGGCAAAAAGAUCACACCAGAGGAGGAUGCGGCACGUAAACGGAGAGAAUUCGAGGCACGCAAGUCAGCAGAGUACAAGAAACUCGGGAAAAUGUCGAGUCAUCCAGAACAACCCGUGGACCACGAGAGCAAAGCUGGUUACAUAGCAUGGAAAGCGAAAGCGGCUUGGUACGGGAAGAAAAUAACGAAGCCGCGAGCGCCUGUUGGAUGAUGCAUCACUGUAAAGUGUUACAAAUCUGACGACCAAACCGUUGAAGCAGCAAAAGUAAGUGUGGCCAGGAUGAAAUAGACUCUUUGAUGAAGCAGGUACGCUAUUCACGUUUCAGUGCUGCAAAGGACAGGGGGGGCAUCACGAAGAGCGCUUCCCCUUGAUACGUACAAGGUGUCCAUUUCCGCAGAUUCAAGUCAUUGUCAUGGCUAGUAAGACAAUGAACGACAAGGGCUUGGCUAGUCAAAAUUGUUCCUCGAUAUGACCACUAUAGUGGAGUAUCAAUUUGCCACAAUAGAAGAGGAG
Amoebophrya sp. A25 is the source of this 907-nucleotide messenger RNA. NCBI's taxonomy places the organism in Eukaryota, Dinophyceae, Syndiniales, Amoebophryaceae. The record is from the annotation of a GenBank genome assembly.